Molecule: messenger RNA, 4251 nt
Organism: Anarrhichthys ocellatus (wolf-eel)
Lineage: Eukaryota; Metazoa; Chordata; Actinopteri; Perciformes; Anarhichadidae
Gene: oxct1a
Product: 3-oxoacid CoA transferase 1a
Exons: 17
Coding region: 364-1947 (527 amino acids)
Biological process (GO): ketone body catabolic process
Cellular component (GO): mitochondrion
Molecular function (GO): succinyl-CoA:3-oxo-acid CoA-transferase activity
Source: RefSeq, a predicted model, not a curated record
UUGUGUGUGUGCGCGUGCGCCUGGAGGUAGUUAUCUCCACACUUGUAUAUACUUCAAUUCCGAUACUUAUUCCACCUUGAGGGUUUUGAAACGACAUUACCGUCUCUGUAAUAGUGAAAGCAUUUUGCAGUUCGCCGAGUACUUCAUGGUGGCGUGGUGGUGGUGGUGAAAGGGUUAAAUUUAAAUGAGCUUGCCGAGCCUCUCUGUAUCACCGCGUGCUAGUCCAGCCCAUUGACGCGCUGAGUUUUUGACGUGGAAGCUAGCAUUGCGGGUAGCCACACAGCGACCUUUCAGCAGCCUACACCAUCUGUCGUCUCGUCGGCUGCAGCUAUCACUGUGCUCCGCUCCCCGUGUCUCCAAAACAUGGCUGCCCUCAAAGCCUUGUGCAGAGCGGAGAAUUUAUUCUUCAAAAAUCUCUCAGGUCCCUGCAGAACCAAAUUAAAUGGGGCAAAUCUCCAAUUGAGCAAGUCCUGCGGCUGCUACUUUUCUACCUCCAGCCAAAGAAGUUCACGCUUCUACUCGGAUCCCACAGAGGCAGUCAAAGAUAUCCCAAGUGGAGCUACCAUUCUUGUAGGAGGCUUUGGAUUAUGUGGAAUCCCAGAGAAUCUCAUCAACAGUUUACUGAAGACCGGCGUUAACGGUCUCACGGCCGUCAGCAACAAUGCAGGAGUGGAUAACUUUGGCCUGGGCCUGCUGCUGAAGACUAAGCAGAUCAAGAGGAUGAUCUCUUCCUACGUCGGGGAGAAUGCAGAGUUUGAGCGACAGUAUCUGACCGGGGAGUUGGAAGUGGAACUGACGCCACAGGGAACUCUUGCAGAGAGGAUCAGGGCCGGGGGUGCUGGGGUUCCAGCCUUCUUCACAGCCACUGGCUACGGCACACUGAUCCAAGAGGGAGGCUCUCCUAUUAAGUACAACAAAGAUGGCAGCAUUGCCAUCGCCAGUGAGAAGAGAGAGGUGCGGGAGUUCAAUGGCAGGCACUACAUCAUGGAAAAGGCCAUAACUGGAGACUUCGCACUGGUCAAGGCGUGGAAAGCUGACAAGGCUGGAAAUAUUAUUUUCAGGAAAACAGCCAGGAACUUCAACCAGCCCAUGUGCAAGGCAGCCAAAACCACCAUAGUUGAGGUGGAGGAGGUGGUGGAUGUCGGGACCUUUGCCGAAGAGGACAUCCACAUACCCAGCAUCUACGUCCACAGGGUGGUCCAGGGAGCCAGCUACGAAAAAAGGAUCGAGAAACGCACGGUAAAGAAAAGCCAAGAAGACAAGCCCAAAUCGAAGAAGGACUCGGAUAUUGUUCGGGAAAGGAUCAUUCGCCGGGCUGCUCUGGAGUUUGAGGAUAGGAUGUAUGCCAACCUCGGUAUCGGUAUCCCCAUGCUGGCCAGCAACUUCAUAAAACCAGACAUCACCGUAAACCUCCAAAGUGAAAAUGGAAUUUUGGGACUGGGCCCGUACCCCACUGAGGAUGCAGUGGAUGCAGACCUGAUUAAUGCUGGGAAGGAGACUGUCACGGUGCUCCCGGGAGCUGCCUAUUUCUCCAGUGAUGAGUCAUUUGCCAUGAUCCGAGGCGGUCACAUCAACCUGACAAUGUUGGGAGCCAUGCAGGUGUCCAAACAUGGAGACCUGGCCAACUGGAUGAUCCCAGGUAAGAUGGUGAAGGGAAUGGGAGGAGCCAUGGAUUUGGUGGCUAGCGCUGGAACCAAGGUGGUGGUCACAAUGGAGCACUCGGCUAAGGGAGGAAAACACAAAAUAUUGGACAAAUGCAACCUGCCUUUAACUGGAAAGCAGUGUGUGGAUCGAAUCAUCACAGAGAAGGCCGUGUUUGAUGUGGAUAAGACAAAAGGCCUGACUCUGAUAGAAGUAUGGGAGGGGCUCACUCCUGAGGAUAUCAAAGCAUGCACUGGCACCGAUUUUGAAGUGUCUCCCAACCUGAGGUCCAUGCAGCAAAUCUAAAAGGGGGUGGCAAUGGAUCUGUGUUUUUGGUUUGUGUGACACUCGAUUUUUUUCUCUCUGUGGUAAACAGCUGGUGAUUAAGCAGCCUGAGACGGGUCAAAUAUGCUUGUUAACAGAACAGUUUGGUUCAGUUCCCUGGUAAUCAGCAUCCAAAUAUAUCAGAAAGGUGUAGUCCUCGCUAAUAUUAACUUGGGAACCACAGGAGCCAACAUGCAUGGUUCUCUUUAAGGAUCUGGUCUGGCAAACGGUUGGGGAACAUUACGUUGUUGCCUAUUACACCGUUAAGUUAAGCAUCUUUGACUAAUAUUUGUGCAGCUAUUACCAAAUAAGCCACAUGAAAGUGUCGUGGAAAACAGGGAAUACUCUCCAAAUGUUCUGUAAGAAGAAUGCAACGUCACUAGCACUGUGAACAAAAAUAAUACAAUCAUUUAAUAAUACUAUUUAAAGUGUAUCAACAAAAAGGGAUGUAGAGAGCUGAAAUGUGAUGAAUUUAGAAAACAAAUGUGUGCUGUUGAGGUGAUUCUUCAUUCAGCAUAGAUGUUUGUAUUGUAGUUGUGGAAAGGUUGUGAUACACCAAAUUACAAAAAUGUCCUUGGAUUAUACAUCUAAUGUAAGAUAUAUUUUGUGAGAUGUAAUAAUAAGGAUCCGACUGAAACAUGUUUAACAAUAAUCAUUGCCACAAUGUAAAACCCUUUUUGUUUCUCAGCUUCGUAUUUCUUAGAUUUGCUCUCCACUUGCAUUUGUAUAUAAAAAUCCAAUACAACCUUGUUUGCUGGGUGAAAGAAAGAAAAUGCUUUUUUUGUUUCUUCUCUCUAAAUCUUCUGAUUUCUGAUUUAAAAAGUAUUAAAAAUAUACCAACAGUUGACUUGUUUCUUAAAAUGAUUCAUCAAAUCACACAAUGAUUGAAAGCAAAUGGCUUUGAGAGUGAUGGCUUCUGACACUCCACAGGUUAGAGCUUUCUAUAUGUGGAGGGUGCGCUUGCAUUGACAUUCUUGAUGUGAUUUCUCCACUCGAGAAGAGAGGUGCUGCCAUUACCUGAGGGCUGUUACAUAACUGGGGAAUUCAGCCAGUGGGCUUUUGGGUUCAAGAAGAUCAACUGGAUUGGGUCAUCAAGCAGAAAAAUUAAAGAAAGUGACAGCGGCUUUUGCCACCGGCUGUUAAUGUAAAUCCAGAACAUCCCUUCAUGAGUCAAACGUGAGUGGUACCCUGUAAGCCUACAUUUAGUAACCUAUUUCUCAUGCGGGUACUGGAAUGCUAUGAAAAGGGAAUACGGGAAACAUGAAAGGCUUUUACUCAAACCAAUAUGUUUGAACAUGAGCAGUGCAGCAAAAACAUUUACAAAUUACAAAUGAUCAACCCUGCCUCCUAUAUGUCACCUCACCUCAGACAUGAAUGCAGAAACCAUGUGGGAAAACAUUGCUUGGAAGGGCUGUAGAGGGACACAGGUUUGAAAUGGCUCCCAUGGGUAUACAUGAUAAAAAAGAAUCUGCAGUUGUUGGUAGAUUCUCCAACUUUAUACCAUUGUGACCCAGUUUGUUGAAUGACUCACGAUAAAUUGGCCAGCCAGCUGAUUGCCAACACAGUGAAUGUCAGUUAGUCAUUAUCACUGCCAUAUUAAUUGCAGUGAUAAUUAAUCCCUGCCAUAUGACUCUCUUGUCAGCCAAGUGCAUGACCUCAGACGUGCUUCUAGGUCAAUUGGGAAUUCGCUUUCAAUCCCAGUAUUUAGCGCUAACAUUAAUUUCAGCCAGUACUUUACAUAUAUAUAUUUUUGUAGAGAAGUAAUGAGAUAAUGGACAUCUCUAAUAAUGUCCUACUGAGGAUAUACCUGCAUAUUAUACCAGAACAAAUACCACUGCUCCUUAAUAGGCUUGUAUGAUCAGAUUAAAAUAUUUCGUGUGUGUUUGAAAUGCUCAAAAUCUAUUCAAGUGCACAACUUAAUUGUCCCACUAUGUUUAACAUGCAGCCACCGGUUGGUGUUCUGCCGCCAUGCGAUAAAACAUGUAUAAGAAAAUGCGUGGAUUUUGGUCUAGUAUCGUUUAGAGAAAAGAACACUGACAACUGGAAUUAUUAAUGGGCUGCUGUUUUUGUCGGAUUAUGUGACUGUAAAACUGAAACGUGUAACAGUGUUAUUGCUGCGUACAAGCUGUUGCCAUAUUUGGAUCGAUCCAACAAACCCCAUUUUCGUAAUUGUGGCAUCCGCCGAUGUGUACUGCUCAAGGGUGUGUGGACUGUCUCUCUGUCGCGCUGGUGUGUGUGUGUGUGUGUGUGUGUGUGUGCGUGUGUGUGCGCGUGCGUGUAUGUAUG